This is a messenger RNA of Asparagus officinalis (garden asparagus), 1685 nucleotides long. Its product is annotated as 14-3-3 protein 7-like. Lineage: Eukaryota; Viridiplantae; Streptophyta; Magnoliopsida; Asparagales; Asparagaceae. Gene Ontology annotation, biological process: signal transduction. The coding region runs from base 564 to 1274 and encodes 236 amino acids. Gene Ontology annotation, cellular component: cytoplasm. The record is from RefSeq and is a predicted model, not a curated record. The transcript has 7 exons.
UCAGUGUAUUCAAUCCGUCUGAGUGUUGUUGAGAAGAGAGGCAAAAUCAGAGAGUGAUUUUGUGAGGAAAAUUUCUAGAGAUAUUUUUCUUGUGAGUUGUGUGUAAAAACACUUAUAAAUUUUCUCCCAUUAGUGAAAGAUCUGCAGCAGCCCGUGGACGUAGGCAAUUUUGUGUCAAACCACGUUAAAUUUGUGUGUGUUAUUAUUCCGCUUUAUUCUUUCGCUUUCCUGCUAAUCUGGUGAUAAGGAAAUCUUGUGUUGUACAAGUUUUUCCCAACACUAGGGACAUCUAAAAAGAAAACCCCGUGUGAAGAGAUCAAAAAGUGAAGGAAAGGAAUCAAGAGCAUCACAGAGAACCAUUCGAGAGAGGAGCUAAUGUAGUCAGAUAUAAUGACGAGAGGCUUUCCUGAAAGGGAUGUUGAGGAGUAGCUCAAUGGAGAGGUUGGAGGAGGGGACUAGAGGCUGAGGGAUUUAAGGAGCUUAAUGGGAGACUGAACGAUUUGGAGAAGGGACAAGUAAGAGUGUUACAGACUCAGAAGAGGAGACUAAGGAGACAAAAAGAAAUGGUUGAAUGUAUGAAGAAAGUCGCUAAGCUUGAUACGGAAUUGACUGUUGAGGAGAGAAAUCUCCUUUCAGUGGGUUAUAAGAAUGUGAUUGGAGCUCGCCGAGCAUCUUGGCGCAUCAUGUCAUCUAUUGAGCAGAAAGAAGAGUCGAAAGGGAAUGAACAAAAUGUUAAAUUGAUUAAAAGCUAUCGUCAGAAGGUGGAGGAAGAACUUACUAAGAUAUGCAAUGACAUCCUCGCCAUCAUAGACAAGCAUCUGAUUCCGUCUUCUGGCACUGGAGAAUCUUCUGUUUUUUACUACAAAAUGAAAGGGGAUUACUACCGCUAUCUUGCUGAGUUUAAAAACGAUGAAGAAAGGAAAGAAGCAGCCGAGCAAUCUUUGAAGGGAUACCAGGCUGCAUCUAACACAGCCAGCUCAGACCUCCCACCAACCCAUCCAAUUCGUCUUGGCCUCGCUCUCAACUUUUCAGUCUUUUAUUAUGAAAUCAUGAAUUCACCUGAAAGGGCAUGUCAUUUGGCAAAGCAAGCCUUUGAUGAGGCAAUUGCAGAACUGGAUACUUUGAGCGAGGAGUCAUACAAGGAUAGCACUUUGAUCAUGCAGUUGCUUAGAGACAACCUUACUCUGUGGACUUCUGAUUUACCUGAAGGAGGUGAGGAGUUCAAGGGCAGUGAGGAGGCUAAAGAUGCUGCUGCUAAACCUGAGCACCAGUGACGGAGCUGCGACUGGAAGUGUCCUAUACUUGGAGACCGUGAUUUCAACUAUCAUGCAGCAUUUAAGCAUCAUCUUAUAUCUAUUAUAUCCAGGGGUCUCUUCCUAAAAAAAGAUUUUGUUGUUCUUGUUGUUGCUUCUUGCUUCUCACUAGAAUGUGGCAUUGCUAGUUAUUUAUUGGCCACUUUGGCUUUCUCUUUUAUGAUAUUGAUGAUGCUAAUGCAUCUUAUAACACCUAUUUCUUAGGUUAGUAAAAGGUGAGGGCUGUGGUGGUGGUGGACCUGGUGGUGUUGGUGAGAUUUGUUUUAUUUUGUUUUUCCCCCUCUUUUUACCGGUGUUUAAAGGCUGAUGAUUAGUCAAGUGUGCGCUAUUGAAUCUUUUCUCGGUUCAGUAUAUGCUCCUCCUUAAUUCUAA